GGGGGACACCCGGACUCACCGUGGGGAGGCGGAGGAAGAGGAGAGGAGGGAGGAAGAGAAAAGGCGAGGAGGCAAGGGGCGGGGGGCGGGAGGCUUGCCACCUUCAGCCCCCCCCGCGAGCGCCCAAGGUGCGCACAUCCUGACCGACUCAGCAGGAAGGUGGAUUUUCUUUGUGUUUAAAGAAAAAAAAAUGUCCCCGUGUCUGUAGAGAUGAUUUGCAGUUCAGCCCGGCUGAAGCUGACCGAAUGAGACUAUGGGCUGUGCCUCCGCCAAGCAUGUUGCCACUGUUCAAAAUGAAGAGGAAGCCCAGAAAGGGAAGAACUACCAGAAUGGAGAUGUGUUUGGCGACGAGUAUAGGAUCAAACCGGUGGAAGAGGUCAAAUACAUGAAAAAUGGGGCAGAAGAGGAGCAGAAAAUAGCAGCCAGGAACCAAGAAAACUUGGAAAAAAGUGCCAGUUCAAAUGUGAGACUUAAAACUAAUAAAGAAAUUCCAGGAUUAGUUCAUCAACCCAGAGCAAACAUGCACAUCUCUGAAAGCCAACAAGAAUUCUUCAGAAUGCUGGAUGAAAAAAUUGAAAAGGGUCGAGAUUACUGUUCGGAAGAAGAGGAUAUCACAUAGCACCAAUUCGACCACUCAAACCAGGAGCUACUACUGUGUAAAUAAGUUACACCCCAGUUGAAAUCUUUGCAAAGGUCGGUUCUCUUCAACGAACAGCACUAUAGCAAACGAAGAUCGUUCCAUAUCGUUAUGCCCCAUUAAAUUACAGUGUUUCUUAAUGAACUUGCAAAGGAAUAUUGCUAAAAACAAACAAACAAACAGAAAACCGUUCUCGAACUUUCUUUGUUGCUGCUAGUUAAAACUUGUUGCAACUUUUCACUUCUCUUGUGUCCAGGUAUGCAGCAAAAUUCUGCAAUUUCACCUUAAAGAUACUGUUGGUUUUACAGAUGCUCUCCAACCUAUUUUCUAUAAGAUGAGGUAGUGGUGAACUCAGAUAUCAAACUCCUGUUGUAGAACUGUUCCGCUUCUAAGACAAGCGUCUCCUUCCCUCUCUCCUCCCUCCCUCCCUGUCUCUCCCGAGCGGUCCAGAGCCUUGCUUCUCACUGGCAGUGUUGCGCUUUGGAGAUGGGAUGGUUGCUAUGGCAAGCUUUGUUUCUCUGCUAAGAAGAAGUAGAGAAGCUCUUAUCCAUUAAAAGCAUGUUGUGACGUGACUCCCGGAGUGACGUGGGAGUGAGCAGCAGGUGUCAUUGACUAGGGAUCUUAAUCAAGGAUUAAGCUUGCAACACUGGCUUUGCUCAGAUGCAGACGGAAGUGUGAUCACAAUCAUUUUGAAUCCCUCUUCCCCACUUUUUUUUCUAAGAAAAUAAACAUUUUACUGUUUUUAUGUA
This is a messenger RNA of Acinonyx jubatus (cheetah), 1386 nucleotides long. RefSeq names its product chromosome E4 C1orf21 homolog (gene CE4H1orf21). The record is from RefSeq and is a predicted model, not a curated record. Lineage: Eukaryota; Metazoa; Chordata; Mammalia; Carnivora; Felidae. The transcript has 6 exons. Bases 254 to 619 code for a protein of 121 amino acids.